Molecule: messenger RNA, 4643 nt
Organism: Grammomys surdaster
Lineage: Eukaryota; Metazoa; Chordata; Mammalia; Rodentia; Muridae
Gene: Adgrb2
Product: adhesion G protein-coupled receptor B2
Exons: 28
Coding region: 10-4524 (1504 amino acids)
Biological process (GO): cell surface receptor signaling pathway; G protein-coupled receptor signaling pathway; negative regulation of angiogenesis
Cellular component (GO): plasma membrane
Molecular function (GO): G protein-coupled receptor activity
Source: RefSeq, a predicted model, not a curated record
GGACAUAGGAUGACCCCAGCCUGUCCCCUCUUACUGUCUGUGAUUCUGUCCCUGCGCCUGGCCACGGCCUUCGACCCUGCCCCCAGUGCCUGCUCUGCCCUGGCCUCGGGCGUGCUCUACGGGGCCUUCUCGCUGCAGGACCUCUUUCCCACCAUCGCCUCGGGCUGCUCCUGGACCCUGGAGAACCCAGACCCCACCAAGUACUCCCUCUACCUGCGCUUCAACCGGCAGGAGCAGGUGUGCACACACUUUGCCCCGCGCCUGCUGCCCCUGGACCACUACCUGGUCAACUUUACCUGCCUGCGGCCUGGUCCAGAGGAAGCCACAGCCCGAGCAGAAUCAGAGGUGGGGCGGCCAGAGGAGGAGGAGGAGGAGGCGGCAGCAUCGGGGUUGGAGCUGUGCGGUGGCUCAGGCCCCUUUACCUUUCUGCACUUCGACAAGAACUUUGUGCAGCUGUGCCUGUCGGCUGAGCCCUCCGAGGCCCCGCGUCUGCUAGCGCCUGCUGCCCUGGCCUUCCGCUUUGUGGAGGUUUUGCUUAUCAACAACAACAACUCCAGCCAGUUCACCUGCGGCGUGCUCUGCCGCUGGAGUGAGGAGUGUGGCCGGGCUGCAGGCCGGGCUUGUGGCUUUGCUCAGCCAGGGUGUAGCUGCCCUGGGGAGGCUGGGGCCAGCCCUGCCACCACCACACCUCCUGGGCCUCCGGCUGCCCACACCCUAUCCAAUGCCCUGGUGCCUGGGGGCCCAGCCCCUCCUGCUGAGGCUGACUUGCACUCGGGGAGCAGCAAUGACCUGUUCACCACCGAGAUGAGAUAUGGUGAGGAUCCGGAAGAGGAACCGAAGGUGAAAACCCAGUGGCCAAGGUCUGCAGAUGAGCCUGGGCUAUACAUGGCGCAGACAGGCGACCCAGCAGCUGAGGAGUGGUCCCCGUGGAGCGUGUGUUCCCUGACGUGUGGGCAGGGUCUGCAGGUGCGGACCCGCUCCUGCGUGUCCUCCCCCUAUGGGACCCUGUGCAGCGGGCCCCUCCGGGAGACCCGGCUUUGCAACAAUUCAGCCACCUGCCCAGUGGAAGGCCAGUGGCUAGAAUGGGGUCCCUGGGGCCCAUGCUCGUCAUCUUGUGCCAAUGGGACCCAGCAGCGCAGCCGGAAGUGCAGUGUGGCGGGUCCAGCCUGGGCCACAUGCGCAGGUGCCCUCACCGAUACCCGUGAGUGCAGCAAUCUCGAUUGUCCGGCCGCUGAUGGCAAGUGGGGGCCGUGGAACGCAUGGAGCCUGUGCUCCAAGACAUGUGACACGGGCUGGCAACGCCGCUUCCGCAUGUGCCAGGCUUCUGGUACGCAGGGCUACCCUUGCGAGGGCACAGGAGAGGAAGUGAAGCCCUGCAGUGAGAAGAGGUGUCCAGCCUUCCAUGAGAUGUGCAGGGAUGAAUACGUGAUGCUGAUGACGUGGAAGAGGGCGGCAGCUGGCGAGAUCAUUUACAACAAGUGUCCCCCUAAUGCCUCGGGUUCUGCUAGCCGCCGCUGUCUCCUCAGCGCCCAGGGCGUGGCAUACUGGGGACUGCCCAGCUUUGCUCGUUGCAUAUCUCAUGAAUACCGCUACCUGUACCUAUCCCUUCGGGAGCACCUGGCUAAGGGCCAGCGCAUGCUGGCAGGUGAGGGCAUGUCCCAGGUGGUGCGGAGCCUGCAGGAGCUACUGGCACGGCGCACUUAUUACAGCGGGGACCUCCUCUUCUCAGUGGACAUCCUAAGGAACGUCACUGACACCUUCAAGAGGGCCACCUAUGUCCCUUCCGCUGAUGAUGUGCAGCGUUUCUUCCAGGUGGUGAGCUUCAUGGUGGAUUCAGAAAACAAGGACAAGUGGGAUGACGCUCAGCAGGUGUCGCCUGGCUCUGUGCACCUGCUGCGUGUUGUGGAGGAUUUCAUUCACCUCGUAGGCGAUGCUCUCAAGGCCUUCCAGAGCUCUCUCAUCGUCACGGACAAUCUGGUGAUCAGCAUUCAGAGAGAGCCUAUCUCAGCGGUGUCCAGUGACAUCACAUUUCCCAUGCGGGGCCGCAGGGGCAUGAAGGACUGGGUGCGACACUCAGAGGAUCGCCUCUUCCUACCCAAGGAGGUGCUCAGCCUGUCCUCCCCAGGGAAGCCAGCCACACCUGGGGCAGCCACCGCAGGCAGCCCCGGCAGGGGGAGGGGCCCAGGAACGGUACCUCCUGGCCCAGGCCACGCCCACCAGCGCCUUCUCCCAGCUGACCCGGAAGAGUCCUCCUCCUACUUCGUGAUCGGUGCUGUGCUCUACCGCACCCUUGGCCUCAUCCUGCCGCCCCCAAGGCCUCCACUUGCGGUCACCUCCAGGGUGAUGACAGUGACCGUGCGUCCCCCUACCCAGCCUCCAGCUGAGCCCCUCAUUACAGUGGAACUCUCCUACAUCAUCAAUGGCACCACCGAUCCCCACUGUGCCAGCUGGGACUACUCGAGAGCAGAUGCCAGCUCGGGGGACUGGAACACCGAGAGCUGCCAGACCUUGGAGACCCAGGCAGCUCACACCCGCUGCCAGUGCCAGCACCUGUCCACCUUUGCUGUCCUGGCCCAGCCACCCAAGGACCUGACCCUGGAGCUGGCAGGUGCUCCCUCUGUCCCUCUGGUGAUCGGCUGUGCGGUGUCCUGCAUGGCUCUGCUCACACUGCUUGCCAUCUAUGCAGCCUUCUGGAGGUUUAUAAAAUCAGAACGCUCCAUCAUCUUGCUGAACUUCUGCCUGUCCAUCCUGGCUUCCAACAUCCUGAUCCUCGUUGGCCAGUCCCGGGUGCUGAGCAAGGGCGUAUGCACCAUGACGGCUGCCUUCCUACACUUCUUCUUUCUGUCCUCCUUUUGCUGGGUGCUUACAGAGGCCUGGCAAUCCUAUCUGGCUGUCAUCGGGCGGAUGCGCACCCGCCUGGUUCGCAAGCGCUUCCUCUGCCUGGGCUGGGGUCUCCCUGCCCUGGUGGUGGCUGUGUCUGUUGGCUUUACUCGCACCAAAGGAUACGGUACAUCCAGCUACUGCUGGCUGUCCCUAGAGGGAGGCCUGCUGUACGCCUUCGUGGGUCCAGCGGCAGUCAUUGUCCUGGUGAACAUGCUCAUCGGAAUAAUCGUCUUCAACAAGCUCAUGGCUCGAGAUGGCGUCUCAGACAAAUCUAAGAAGCAGAGGGCCGGGUCGGAGCGGUGCCCCUGGGCCAGCCUGCUCCUCCCCUGCUCAGCGUGUGGAGCGGUCCCCAGCCCCCUGCUCAGCUCAGCCUCGGCCAGGAAUGCCAUGGCUUCACUCUGGAGUUCCUGCGUGGUGCUGCCUCUCCUGGCGCUUACCUGGAUGUCUGCUGUCCUGGCCAUGACAGAUCGCCGCUCCGUCCUAUUCCAGGCGCUCUUUGCCGUUUUCAACUCUGCGCAAGGCUUUGUCAUCACCGCUGUGCACUGCUUCUUGCGCAGAGAGGUACAGGACGUGGUAAAAUGUCAGAUGGGUGUGUGCCGCGCUGAUGAGAGCGAGGACUCCCCAGACUCGUGCAAGAACGGGCAGCUGCAGAUCCUGUCAGACUUUGAAAAGGACGUGGAUCUGGCUUGUCAGACAGUUCUGUUCAAGGAGGUCAACACUUGCAACCCGUCCACCAUUACCGGCACUCUGUCCCGCCUGUCUCUGGAUGAGGACGAGGAGCCCAAGUCCUGUCUCGUGGGUCCUGAGGGUGGCCUCAGCUUCUCACCACUGCCUGGGAACAUCCUAGUACCCAUGGCAGCCUCACCAGGUCUAGGGGAGCCACCACCACCCCAGGAGACCAACCCUGUGUACAUGUGUGGGGAGGGUGGCCUGCGGCAAUUGGACCUUACAUGGCUACGGCCAAGUGAACCAGGCUCUGAGGGGGACUACAUGGUGCUGCCCCGGCGGACUUUGAGCCUGCAGCCUGGUGGUGGGGGUACAGGGGGUGAGGAGGCCCCAAGGGCCCGGCCUGAGGGGACCCCCCGGCGGGCUGCCAAGACGGUAGCCCACACUGAAGGCUACCCCAGCUUCCUGUCUGUGGAGCACUCUGGUCUAGGGCUGGGCCCUGCCUAUGGGUCUCUCCAGAACCCAUAUGGGAUGACCUUCCAACCUCCACCACCGACACCCAGCGCACGCCAAGUACCAGAGCCAGGAGAACGUAGCCGGACCAUGCCCCGUACAGUCCCUGGUUCCACUAUGAAGCUGGGCUCCCUUGAGCGAAAGAAGCUUCGGUAUUCAGACUUGGACUUUGAGAAGGUGAUGCACACCCGGAAACGGCACUCGGAACUCUACCACGAACUCAACCAGAAGUUCCACACUUUCGACCGCUACCGUAGCCAGUCCUCAGCCAAGGAGAAACCCAGCCCCCCGGGGGGACGCCCUGGCUUGUCACAGCACAGGAGGCAUCAAAGCUGGAGCACCUUCAAAUCUAUGACACUGGGCUCACUGCCCCCCAAGCCUCGAGAACGGCUGGCCCUGCACCGGACAGCAGCCUGGGAGCCCACAGAACCGCCAGACGGUGACUUCCAGACAGAGGUGUGAGUGCCACGCCGGACUGCCCACUGCACAGAAAUAUAUAUAUCUAUUUUCACACUCCACUUUGGAACUACCAGGAGCCAGCGCCCCUCCCCCUCCCGAGGCUGGGCAGGAGGUGCAGAGGA